GGUAGGGGUGGGCUUGGGAGACCUGUUGUGGAGCCACCUGUGACACGCAGGAGCUCCACUGCUCCCUCUUCUGCCAACGAGGCCAAGGAAGGGAAGACCCAGGGACCUGUCUUGCCAGCACUGCUUGUCGUGACCAAAGACAGCCAUGAGCAGGGAGUUUCUGUUACCAUAUUACACGGCCCAGAGCGGCUCGGGAGUGGGCAUGUUCAACACUGCCAUGGGGAAACUGCAGCGGCAACUGCACAAGGGAGAAUACGACAUAUUCAAGUACGCACCGAUAUUUGAGAGCGACUUUAUCCAGAUCACCAAAAGGGGAGAAGUGAUCGAUGUGCACAACCGUGUCUGCAUGGUGACCGUGGGCAUUGCAUCCACCAGCCCCAUCCUCCCGCUCCCAGAUGUCAUGCUGCUGGCCCGACCAGCCGCCGGCUGUGAAGAGCAUGCUGGGCGGGGCCAGGCCACCAAGGGGAAAGGCCGCAAGGCUGCCAAGACCUUAGAGCUCACCAGGCUCCUUCCCUUGAAGUUCAUGAGGAUCUCCAUUCACAACCGCGAGAAACAACAGCUGCGCCUUAAGUUCGCUACGGGCCGCUCCUGCUACCUGCAGUUGUGUCCCCCUCUGGAUGGGCGGGAAGACCUCUUUGCCCAUUGGGAAAAGCUGAUUUACCUCCUGCGGCCACCAGUGGACAGUAACAGCAGCACCUGUGCCAUUCCAGCAGGAGACAUGAUCUGCAUGCCGGUGUUUGAGGAGGAGGACAGGAGGAGCCCAGCAGCGUCGGAUUUCCAAGGAAAAGGGGAUCAAGACCAGGUGAGCAUCAGGAGCCUCCACGUGGGUUCCGAGGUGGCCGCGGCCACCUCUGCAGCUUUUGCUGGAGGGGAGGGGAUCCAACUGGACUCCCUUAAACUCACUACCAUUUCCUAUGCAACCACCACAAACACAAAACCUACAGAGCUUGGCAAAGAGUCAGCAGCGAGAUCAAUGACAGAGGUGGCAGCGGCAAGCACUGCAGCAGGCACUUUGAGCAUGGCAGGGUCCACAUCUCCUGCCCCAGAACAGCUGGGCAUGGCCACAGCAGCCACAGCCACCAAGAAUCCAGGAGGAAGCAAAACCAAGCUAGCCACUGCAGGCACUGACAACAUAUCCCUGAGGAGCAUGAGAUGGGGCGUGGCAGGUGCCGUGAACAAUUCGGGGUAUAAUUCCAGCACAUCCACCAGCCUCUCCCCUGAGGCCAGCAUGACUGUGGCAGGAGCAAAACCCAGCAAGACCAUCAGAGGAACAGCCCACAGCGAAGACCAGGGGCCCCUCAUCUCCACCUUACCACAGGAAGGCCAAGUGAGCGAACAGGAUGGGAGGCCACAGCAAGUGUCCCAGGCCCACAAGGGAAGAAGGGAGAGAAGGGAGCGACGGGAAAAGGAGAGAGCUCUCAGGAGCUUCCAGCACCGCAGGUCAGGGGAAAGCCGCCAUAGGGCAUCGGGGGACAAGGUAAUCCGAAAAGCAGCCAGCCAGUCCUCAGCCCGCCGUAGAGCCUCAAGAGACAACAAAAAGGAGAAAGGCCGUGGCAGCCCGGAGGACAGCAAGCGGGGUACAGCGCACAAGGGCAUCAGCCACGCUCCCAUUGCCAAGGAGUCCAGGACCUCACACAAAUCAAGUAGGAGCUUAUCCACAGGGAGUUCAGGUUCUGACACCAAGAGACUCAGCAGGAUCAGCACUUUCUUGAGGAGCGUCAGAGCCAAUCUUACUACAAAAGCAGUGAUUCCACCGCAAGAUGAAGAUGAGGACAUCCUGGCUAAGGCAGUGGGAAGGACCAGCAUGGAAGUGAUCGUGGAGACAGCAGAGAGUGGCCAGGAGCUGGAGAUCAUCGAUGCUGUGGAGGCUGAGACCAUGGAGACAGUGACCUUUGAAGCCCAUUAACAGGACCCAGAGCUGGAAGCUGCAAAGGGGACCAGGACUCAGGGAAGUAUCCCUGGAAAGCCUAA
This is a messenger RNA of Camelus dromedarius (Arabian camel), 1971 nucleotides long. RefSeq names its product golgi associated RAB2 interactor family member 4 (gene GARIN4). NCBI's taxonomy places the organism in Eukaryota, Metazoa, Chordata, Mammalia, Artiodactyla, Camelidae. The transcript has a single exon. The coding region runs from base 146 to 1906 and encodes 586 amino acids. Gene Ontology annotation, cellular component: nucleus. The record is from RefSeq and is a predicted model, not a curated record.